Sapajus apella (tufted capuchin) is the source of this 5440-nucleotide messenger RNA. RefSeq names its product cAMP regulated phosphoprotein 19 (gene ARPP19). The record is from RefSeq and is a predicted model, not a curated record. The transcript is spliced from 4 exons. Bases 130 to 468 code for a protein of 112 amino acids. Gene Ontology annotation, cellular component: cytoplasm. Gene Ontology annotation, molecular function: protein phosphatase inhibitor activity. NCBI's taxonomy places the organism in Eukaryota, Metazoa, Chordata, Mammalia, Primates, Cebidae.
CUACAAUUCCCAGGAAGCAUUCGGCAGCCACAGACGGAUGUGAGGUGAGGCGGGAGCCGCGACCUUUGAAGGAAAAAAGGAAGUGCUUGGACGACAGCGAGCGGGACAAGCGGGGUCAAAGGGAGCACCAUGUCUGCGGAAGUCCCCGAGGCAGCCUCCGCUGAGGAGCAGAAGGAAAUGGAAGAUAAAGUAACUAGUCCAGAGAAAGCUGAAGAAGCAAAAUUAAAAGCAAGAUAUCCUCAUCUGGGACAAAAGCCUGGAGGUUCAGAUUUCUUAAGGAAACGAUUACAGAAAGGGCAAAAAUAUUUUGAUUCUGGGGAUUACAACAUGGCUAAAGCAAAAAUGAAGAACAAGCAACUUCCUACUGCAGCUCCGGAUAAGACAGAGGUCACUGGUGACCACAUUCCCACUCCACAGGAUCUUCCUCAACGGAAACCAUCCCUUGUUGCUAGCAAGCUGGCCGGCUGAUUAAAAGAGCUGAACUGCAUGAAUCUGCUAAUUCCCAUUAUUUUUCCUUAAUAUGUUACUUACCUACUUUUUAUUUCCUUUCAUUCACUAAGUCAUUUGAGACUGACAGCUUUGCAGGUAGCAGUAGUGUGUGCUGCUAUUGUGGAAUAUACAUGUGUAGAGUUUUUGAUUAGUUUAACAGUGCACUGGUGAAGAGGACGUGUUAGAGAAGCAUAAGUAAUCUACUUGAAAAUAAUUGUAUAUAUUACCUAACUCCUAGUGUAGUACUGGUUCUAACAAGUAACAAGCAAGUUUUAAAAUUUUAAUGUUUUGGCUUUCAUUACUUCAUCUUAAUUAUAGCUUUGUAUGUUACUCUUAUUUAAUAUAAUCUAUUGUAUUGAUUUAUUCUGUAUUUACCUUUUGGAUUUUGUAAAACAGAAGUUUAAGACCACAAGUUAGAAGAAAGGUCACGUAUUUCAAACCAACUAGAUGGGGCUUUGAAAGAUUUGUAUCUCUAUGCUUGAACUUGAAUGGCCUUAAACCUGUUUCAGCUUUAACAAUAGAAUUUUACUUGGGCAAUAUUUGCCCAUUCUGGUGUAACUUACGUGACUCUAGUUCUUAACAGCUGCCAUUGAAGCUAAUACUCUUAUUUCAGUUCUGUAGAGUUAGAAUACCUUUUGUUGUUGAAGAUGUGAAUGAAGUAUGCAUGUGCAUUGACUUGAAUUCACUUUUGUGCCAUUUUUGUAAAUACAAUAGUUUUGCACAACCUCUCACAAAUGUCUGUAUUAAUUUCACAUAUUUAAAAAAUAGAUAAUGUGCCAACCAGAAGCACAAGAGUUCUUACACAAAACUCUGUAAGUUAUUACAGCUUUUGUAUAAUAAGAGUAGUUUACAAUCUCGGGCUUAUAGAAUACCAAACUGAAAUCUUAGUUCAAUCUGCCAUAGACUUAAGCUUUUCAUUUGUUACUAACACCCAUGACAUUCAGUGGCCUUGUGCAAAUACGAUAUGUUGCUUAGGCAUAUCUUUUGUCCUAUGCAGAACCUUUCAUUUUGAUUUGUAUGAAAGUUGCAAUUCAUGUAAUUUAUAUAAACUUUUUAAAUGUAGAAACUUUUUACUUCCACACUCAACUUUGGAGACACUAGAGUAAAAGGCAUCAAUACUCUGCAUUCCAUGCCCCCGCCACCUGCCUCUCCUCCACCACCCCUGCCGCUUUGUUCUUUGACUCAAAUAGCAUUGGGCUGUUUGUUCUAUAUGGAAGCUUAGGUGUCUAUAUCCUUACUCUUUUAUAUAACACAUUACAGUAAUGAUGUUUUCCUCUGAAUUUUUUAGUUGUUAAAUAACCUCUCUGGUUUUUUGUUUUUUUUUUUUUUUUUUGAGAUAGGGUCUUGCUCUAUCACCUGGGCUGUACUGCAGUAGUACAAUCAUAGCUCACUGCAGCUUUACUCCUAGGCUCAAGUUAACUAUUCUUAAUCCUUUAUUACUAAUAUUCUACAAUUGCCUAAAAUGAGCUUUAUAAUGAAACAGUUCAGAAUGCUGGCUCAAGAACCUAUGUCAAGAUGAGCUGAAUUUGGGGAAAUUAUUUUAAGAAUUAUGACAAGCUAAUUGAAUUAGGCUUGUGACAAUGAGAAUAGUAUACAUGACAGGUAAAACUUAAAAAUGUUUAGAUAGUUGCUUCUAUCGAUGUUGCUUUAAUAAAAUACCAAUUUAGUUUUACUUGUGGCCUACCUAGUUAGUAAGAACUUUAACAGACUUUAUUGGGACAAGUUUACCGCUCUUGUAGGAGCUCCUCUCACAAGUAGUUGUAAUGCCGUAGCGUGAUGCUCAGGAUCAGUAGCUUGAGAUGUUACUAUUUUUCUCUUCAACUUUGACUUGCAGAGAGCCUCCCCUUUUUGGAUCCAGGCAUCUUUUCUGAAUCCUGGUUCCAUUAGUAUACCUGGUCUCCUAUGAUCCCAAAUCAUAGUCAGUGGUGCCUCAAACAUAGCACCUUCAGUUAAAGGCUGCCUUGGACUCUGAGGAAAGCUUGGUGAUUAUCUUCCUGCUCUACUCACCCCAAAAGGCAGAAAAGCAACACAGUCAGUCCUGUGCUCAUUUGUAAUUGUAAAGAUCAGUUAUAUACAUAUAUAUAUAUAUAUUUGUAAUGCAAGCAAGUAUAAUAUACUCAUUAUAGGAUCAAUUUAAGAAGUUUAAAAUAUCCCAAAGUAGAAUUUCUGUAUCUAGUCUUUUGUUUUUUUCAUGAAUAUAUGCAAGCGAUUACCAUUAAAUUCACAUGUGAAAGAUUAAUCUGAAAGAUUAGACCGUGAUAGAACUGCUCCUGUGAUUGGGGACAAGUAACAAAACAUCUGCUUGAAUUUUGUUUGUAAAAUACACUCUUAAUAUUUGACCUACCUCAAAAUGUAUUGAGGAUCUGUGAAAUGCUAAGUGCCCAAAAUUAAAUAUUGCUGAUUGUCUUUUUAUUAAAAGUAAAUUUCCUCAUUAAGCCAACCUGCCUUGUGUAAGUCACAGUGCUUAAAUCUCAGGAGUUUUCAUUAGGAGAGACCUGCCAUUAAGGAUUUGUAGGUAUAAUUGCUUAGCCUCCGUUAUUGGUGCUUGGGAUAGAGAGGUUUUAGAUUUUUCUGUUUUGUGUUCUGCCUCAAAGUUCAGUUUAUUGAAGACAUUUGUAAGCUACUGAAUCACUUGAAUCAAGAUUUUGACUAGUGAGCUUAAUUGUCCAUUUCUUAUGAUUUCAAAGUUAUAGUCUGAGAAAUGGCUAAUUUUAAUAACUGUCCUAUUAUAAAUUAAUGUUGGAAUAAACUGAAGUUAGAGAUAAAUACUUCAUGAAAACUGGCUAAAGUCUGAAAUCACUUGUUUUAUGUCCAAUAGCAACUACAUUUGGUAGAACAGUUUUGAGAAACAUUUCAUUCUUGAAGGCAACAUCUGACAUGGUUCUCAGCAAGUUGGAAUGGUAAGGAUUGUUGGGUUGUUUUGAUGAGUGGAAGCAGCAUGUUUGUAGCAUACAAGUUAUUCAAUAAUCUUGUGCUGUUGACCUAAAAAUAUGUCUUAACUAUUCAUCAAGGCAAGCCUGGUGAAGCCUUUACUUGUUACUACUUCAACAGUUGGAAUUAGUUGCUCUUUUUACUUGAUGAAACUAUACCUCUGAUUAUUUAUGGAUAUUUUUUACUAAAUCAGGCUUGUGUUUGUAAUCCAACUGAGUAAAGUUUUAUGGAAGCUGAAAUGUAAUACAGUAAUCUCCCCUUAUCUGCAAGAGACACAUUCCAAGACCCCCAGUGGACACCUGAAACCUCAGAUAGUAUUGAACCCCUUAUAAUACAGUCGACUCCCCCUAUCUGCAGGAGGUACAUUCCAAGAUCCCUAGUGGGUAUCUGAAACUUCAGGUAGUACGGAACCCUUUAUAGACUAUAUUUUUUCAAUCUGACAACCAAGGCGGCUACUAAGCAACUAUGGGGCAUGUAGUAUAUAGUGUGGGUAAGCAGGACAAAGGGAUGAUUCACAUCCUGGGCAAGACAGAGCAGGAGAUCAUAAGAUUUCAUCACUCAAGAUAGCUUGUGAUUUAUUUUAUUUUUAUUAAUAUUUUUGUUUGAGAUGAGUCUUGUUCUGUUGCCCAGAUUGGAGUUUAGUGGUGCGAUCUUCACUCACUGGAACCUCCACCUCCCGGGUUCAAGCGAUUCUUUUGCCUCAGCCUCUCAAGUAGCUGGGAUUACAGGUGCCCACCACCAUGCCCAGCUAAUUUUUUUAUUUUUAGAAGAGAUGGGUUUUCACCAAGUUGGCCAGGCUGGUCUUGAACUCCUGACCUCAGGUGAUCCACCUGCCUUGUCCUCCCACAGUGCUGGGAAUUCAGGCAUGUACCACCGUGCCCAGCUGGCUUGUGAUUUAAAACAUGAAUUGUUUAUUUCUGGAAUUUUCCACAUAAUAUGUUUGGACCAAGGUUGCCUCAGGUAACAAACUACAGAAAGAGAAAUUGCAGAUAAAGGGGGUUACUGUUCCUGUGCUCUAAUAUUGGUGUUUGGGUGCUCAGGAGCAGGUAGCCAAUUGGAAGAGCACUUCUGAAUGAUAACUAAAGCAGUUUCUCUGGUGGCCUUUUCACAUUCUCCAAUGUUCAAGCAUAUUUUCCACUUUAUAUUUUCUCUUUCACCUCAUUUUGCUUCGCCCCCCCAUCCCUGCUUAUUUCUUAAGCCCAUUGAUGGCACUCAUUAAAUUGUGUUUAGGACUAAUGAAUCAUUGAUCCUUAAUAUUCUUUUCAAUGUGACACAAUUUAGGACGCAUUUAAAAUUUUCUAAAACAAUAUCCUAAUCUGAAUAUUGACAAAUUUGAGCUACAUUCCCAACUCCAGUUCAGCACACACUGCCAGUCUUCCCCAAUAUCUCCUCUCAGCUCUCCACCAUACCUUAUAAAAUUGGAAUCAAAGAUAAUCUUGUUCUGUCAAUGUUAAUCUAAGAAUAAAAACACUGAUUUUAAUACUGUUUUACUAGUUUCAGCCUUCUAAGUAGGUAGGCAUCUUGGUAUUUUGCAGCUCACUGGUGGUUUUUAUAGCCGUUAAUAUGUAUUAUGUUAUUUUUCAACUAAAUCGCAGUUGGAAAAAAACAUCUUAUGUAUUACGCCCUUGGAUCUGUUACUGCAUCACUACCAAUUGUGAUGCAAUAGGACACUUCACCUGUACUCAAAGGGCCAAGAGUAAAUGCCUUGUUUUUGUUUUUUUGUUAAACAUGUCUAUAGGGUUGGCAGUUAAUGCUGAAUUUGUCAAAUAGCCCUUCCAAAAUUAUACUUGUAUUUAAAAAAAUAAAUGGAUCUACCUAAUUUCUAUUGGUUUAACUUGAAGUUUUGUCUUAUUAAAGUGGUAUGUUUUUCAGUGUACUCUUUCUGAAGUUGAUUUCUUUACAUUUCAGCUAUUACUGUAUGCAGAAAGAAACUGACUUGUAAUCUUUGAUUUUUUUUUCUUUUUUUUGCGUUAGUAAAGGCUUUGUACUUAAGAGAGGAUUAAAUGUUUUCAGAUUGUGA